Struthio camelus australis is the source of this 1948-nucleotide messenger RNA. RefSeq names its product G protein-coupled receptor 68 (gene GPR68). Gene Ontology annotation, cellular component: membrane. Gene Ontology annotation, molecular function: G protein-coupled receptor activity. The record is from RefSeq and is a predicted model, not a curated record. Gene Ontology annotation, biological process: G protein-coupled receptor signaling pathway; cellular response to pH. NCBI's taxonomy places the organism in Eukaryota, Metazoa, Chordata, Aves, Struthioniformes, Struthionidae.
CAAAAAGACAUUUAUAAAAAAAUGACUCUACUCUACAUUCAACAGUGUUGAAGAUCACAGUAUUUUUACCGCAGCGUGUUGGCCAUGGUUAUUGACAUCCUUCAGCAAAUCAUCACCUCAAGAUAAAGGUUGUGUGGAAGAAAUAAAUGAUAUAUGACACUGAAUGAAAUUAAGGUUUACACUGAGCCAUUUGGGACCCCGAUGAGUGAGAUACGGUGACAGGUAGAAGAUGGUGAAUUUCACAGAGAACGCAACUGAGAGGUGCACUAUUAAUCACAAUAUCCACCAGACUUUAUCUCCUGUGGUAUACAUAUUUGUAUUUGUAUUAGGCUUCCCAGCAAACUGCCUCUCACUAUACUAUGGAUAUCUACAGAUCAAGGCUAAAAACGAACUGGGUAUCUAUCUUUGCAACUUGACUGUAGCAGACCUGUUGUACAUUUUUUCUUUGCCCUUCUGGCUUCAGUACGUUUUACAGCAUGACAACUGGACCUAUGAUGAACUGCUGUGCAAAAUCUGUGGCACUCUUCUGUAUGAGAAUAUUUAUAUCAGCGUGGGCUUCCUCUGCUGCAUCUCCAUUGAUCGCUAUCUAGCAGUAGUGCACCCUUUCCGGUUUCAUCAGUUUCGGACACUGAAGGCUGCUGCAAUCGUGAGCAGUGUUAUCUGGGCCAAAGAAAUUGUGACAUGCUGGUUUGUCUUUAGACAUGGAGAGAUCAGUAUGGAUGCUGAGACCCACUUGGUGUGCUUUGAGCAUUACCCCAUCAAAGGCUGGGAGCACAAUGUCAAUUACUACCGAUUCUCUGCUGGCUUCCUUUUCCCCUUCUUUCUGCUGGCCUUUUCCUACUGCGGAAUUUUACGAGUUGUCCACAAGAGUCAUGGCACUCAAAAGAAGAAGAAAAUCCAAAUUAAGCGACUGGUUUCAAGCACUGUUUUCAUUUUUUUAGUUUGCUUUGGACCAUACCACAUCCUACUUGUAGUUCGCAGCUUGUUUGAGAACAACUGCUCAUUUGCUGAGAAAAUAUUUAAUAUUUACCAUGUUUCUCUCCUGUUGACUACUUUCAACUGUGUUGCUGACCCAGUGUUGUACUGUUUUUCCAGUGAAAGCACUUACCAGAACUUUGCCAAGGUGCGAGACUCUUGUUUAACCUGUUUAGGAUGGCUAAGGACUGAGACUAAGGAAACCUACCAGCUGAACUCUUCAGAAACUCUCAGCAAGCCACAGGAUGAGCAGCAGCCAGCAUUAUUACAAAAAUCACAUGAUAUUGCUGGAAUAAAGGACUCCUCUACAACUAACUUAGGCAGUCUAUAGUAUUCAUCAAAAAAGGCCACUCAUCCAAAAUCUCCACAUGUGACUGUGUUGUACACACAUCUGAUUUAUUCAUCUAUUACACCUAUUUUACUUCCCAAAAGCUUAUUAGCUAUGCAGUAUACUGAGGUAGUUCCUGGAGGUGUUUGGACCUUGACUAUAUUGAGGAAAGUAUAAAUUAAGAGUUCAGUUACAAUCACAUGUCUACUGCCAUUAUGGUGCAACUCAGAAACUGUUGUCUUGCCACUCAACUGUUGUUGAUGACUGCGUUGGCUGAAAUAAGCUAGUACUCAUGGUGUGGAUCUGCUGAAACAGCUUUUAACUGCUGUCUGUCUGUGCCUGUAGCAUCUAGAGAAAAAAAAAACUCAAAAAGUUGUCAUUACCUGUUGAAAAGGUUGGAGAUUGAACAAAUAAAAUGUCCCCAUAAGUAUUUUUUAAAAGAAAAAAAAAAAUUGCAUUUGUGCAUCAUUUCUGUAACUCUUCAAAAUAAUUCCUCCUCAAGCCCAUUUUAAGUCCUGCAGAGACCUUGCCAGAACUAACCUCCUAAAAUAAUUGAUCAAAUAAUGUGAGAUGCUCUGGAAGAGCAUGCACAAGAAACUCAGCAUCUGCUGAGACCUUCAAUCUCACUCUGUUGAACCUCAUCAU